ACUGGCAUUCUGACGUGAUACACAGCAUGUGGAUGAUUUUGAACUGGUGUUGGCAGCCAGCAGGGACUGUUUGGAUGAAAAUUCUUGGGGGAGUCACGGAGUUUGUAGCCCAACACGUGCUGUCAAAGGACCUGAUCUAUUCUGAGACAGCCAAGGAAGUGAAUGUCAUAGAGAACAACACAAAGAGAAACUGAUUUUCUCACGUAAGGUAGAUAGACCUAUUUCAUCACUGAGGUUGUUUAAAAUCUGACUGAAAAUACUUAUGCAAAAAAUCUCUUCCUGUCCCAGCAAAGUGCACAGUGAAAAUGUGCAUUACUUUGUUCACUCCCUUACCUGGAAGGCUCUUCAGUUCACUUAUGGAUGUGAGGCUAGAAGGGAGUUCUUGGCAUUUGGUCACAAAUAUUUCAACCCUGAGAUAUCAAAAGGUACAGCUAACUAUGGGUGAUGAUUUCAGCAUAACAAGGAAGUGGGGGCUGGGAGGAGUAAAAUUCUCUGAUGAAAUAUUUUUAAGUGAUGCUUUGUCUGAACACGCUCCUGCAGUUUUCCAUCCUAGCUCUGAUCUUCAUUACUUGUCUUCAUAAUUUGGAUGAGAGGCCCUUGAGGUUUGUGCAACAAAGGUUUGGAAUGUGCACUGAAGUAAAUCUACAAUAUCUUUGCAGUCUCUGAAGGAAAAAAAAAAAAAAGGUAAAUCAUCAGCAGAAUGUAUGAUCUGCCAAGAUCAGUCCUGCUCUGUAUCAUAAAACAAAGUGAAUUUCAUUAACAUUCUUUAGACAAGAAAGCCUGUAAUGCUUCAGUUAUGGGCCAAAGAGCUGCAGGGAGUUGCUGCUUUUUUUUAUCUUUAAAGCAAGAAAGUAGAUGCAAAUUGACAGCUUCAGAAGGUUAAUGUGUGAAAGGUCUCUUUCUUUUCAAAGACAAAUCCACAAUGCUUUUUUAUCUUUUAUUGAUUAAGCAAUACUUGUUAAAUUAAUGCACCUUGCAACACUUCAAAAUCUCUCUCUUUUUCACACUUUUAAAAAGCAGCAAUUGGCUUUAACUUACUAGGGUACAUGUGAAUUUUGUCCUCCUGUUUGCAGAUCAGUGGUAACCGCCUUGCCAACUUGUUCUGUUGCACUGCACAGGACUAUUAAUGAUGUGUUGUGUAUUCAUAUGAAUGGAAUUUAUUUUGUGGUACCUACACUGCUGAGCAGCAGGAAUUUACUUUUGUUCUUCAUCCUUUCUGCUUCAGAGUAAUUUUGCUCUGAAGAAUAAUUACAAGUAAUAAUCUAGCCAAUCAAUGUAUUCUAUUUCCAAUUUUUAGUGUUUGAUUAACAGAGGGAAAAGAUUGGUGCUGACUGGUAUCACAGUUAGGUUUUUAAGUAUCUUUUAGGUUUGGGAGAGGGCUUUUCUUGUCUUGCUCCCUACCCCCCCCACCCCCCAACAACAAACUCGAGAGCAGUAAGCAAAACUUAGAUUCUGUUUGUUUGUUUUUUCCUACGUGAACUGGAGCAGUAGUGGAGAUCUCAAAAUCAAGCUGGCGAAAGAGAAUUCAGAGAGAAAGGCAGCAUAUAUAGGGAGCUUCAACUGAUAUGUGAAAGCAUUUGCUUGGCUCUAUCUCAUCCAAAGCUGCAGGUAAGAAUUCAGUGAAGUGUGCAUAACAAGCACAUAGCUCUCUUUAAUGGGUUUUUAAUGCUGAUGUAUUUGGUCCUCAUAAUCUUGCUUUGUAGGCAACAGUAAUGAUCGUAGCUCUUUCUAGGGAAGGCCCAUUUUGUAUCUGUUCCUGCUGGCAUGUAGAGUAACAGCAGCCAUCUUCCAUCAUCCUGAGUUCUCCCUGUGAGGUCACGGACUUGUCCCAAAUGUUUUUCAGUUCAUUAAAGUGUCAGUUUAGGAGUCCAGACAGUGCAUGGUUGUCCUUGGUGUUUAUGGUCUGUAUUCCUCCAGCUUGGUGUUGAAGAUCACUGAUGAUGAACAUUUGAUUGUAUCUGUAAAAACUUAUUUUGACAGUGCUGAGAUGUUUACAGCUGCUUGUAGCUGAGCUUAUUAGUGGCUUAGCCAUCAUUAGCUGCCAGCUGUGAAAAAUCACAUACCAUAAUGUGCAUCUUGCUAAAGCCUAGAAGAGUAUUCAUGAGAAGCAGCUGAGAACCUUAAAUCGUCUGAUUUUUGUCAACCUCUCUCUAAGUGCAAGGCUCUGCCUGAGUCUCCAGAGUGUGGCUAUCACAUAAAGUGAAAAAUAAAUCGUGCUAAUUACCAAAGCUAGUACCUGAAGUGAAGCUGUAAGCAGUUCAGAGCAUCUGAGAGAAAUCCGAGCUGAUCUGCUGGUAUCUUUUUGGUUUUGUCCUAUAGAAAGAAUGUGCUUAUCUUUGAUAGUGUAGCACCUUGCCAUAAUUCAUGUUGUAAGAAUGAUGUGCACCAUUUGGUCUGACGUGCAGUAAAAGUAAUCUUGGAGCUCCCCUGCACUGCAGUGCACUGUGAGUCCCACCCUUCCACUUUGGCAUCACCAAGUAUGUUAUUAUAAGCAUUUCAACAAUUGAAAUGUAAGCAAAUUCUGACUGUUGAAGACCAGUUGACAUUUAAUGAUUGAUUAACUCAGUGGCAUGAAUAGAAAGGGCUUAGGGAGGAAGGUGCAAGCUGCCCGAGACGUUUCCAUGAUGGACAGAGCUUAAAGUCAAGUAAAUGUGAAAUAAUUCUUUUCUUACUCAAGUGUGGGCAUGUUCCAACUCCCCUGCAGGAUGUGCUGUAAUGAUUUACUCUGCUGAAUUCCUGUGAAAGCAAUCCUUUGUAAUUUCAGAGCCUUGAUGCUGCGUUUAUAAAUGACCUGGCCCAAUAGAGUCAGCCGUUUGGCAGGGUUGUAUGUAGCUCACUUCUGAAGUGGAGAUUGUAAGUGGAAGGAUGAAGGGGUCAGGAAUUUCAUGUCUGUGUACACAGUUCUGUACAACCCAGAGUCUGUGGUUUACCUUGAAGCUCAGACCUUUCUUCAGCAUUCUGGGAUAUGAGGAAAUAGUACUGUAUGUAACUGGUUUGCGAGGGUUCUGAUGUUGUACCUGAAUCUCCCAACCGAUCUGAGAAUCACAGCACGGAGAAAGCCUUCAGCUAGCAGCAGGAGUAGGCAGGGGAGGUGGGCACAGCUGAACAGGGCAAGGUUCUGCAGAAGGAAGGCUUUUACAGGACCGCACUGCAGGCCAGGCAGAGCUAUUUGUACUUGCCGAGUCUCAGUGUAGUAUCGAGCAGCCGGAAUAACCUGCUUCCAAACUUCUUUUGCUGGGUGCUCCCUUCCUCUGUCCCAAUGCAAGGUGCUCCGCAGCCUGCGCUGCCUGCUGGCACGUCCUUCCGCAGCAGCCCCGCGCCUGGCUCCUCCCGCUCUCCUUAUAACGGCGUGGAUGCAGCCAGCGUUCUGCUCCAGCACUUCAUUUGCCUGCCCAUCGACGUGCUGCUGCUGGGACCCAGUCAGACAGACCAAGCUAGGAGAGGCUGAAGGAAUUGCUGAAGUUUUCUCUAAACGGUAACUAUUUCUGCUGCAAUGGACAAAGGACUUCACUUUAUGUUCAGUGUGGUUACAGCUGUGCUGCUCCUGAGAGAAUCAAGCCAGACAGGAGCAAUGAGGAAUGAUGAUGCUAUGAUUAAGGCCAAUGACUUGAGGGGACCAGAAGAGAACCUUCCAGCUUUGACUGUCACAACGAUCUUGGAAGAUCCUUAUGUCAUGGUGAGAAGUGCAGAACUGGAGGGGUACUGCAUUGAUUUGCUGAAAGCACUCGCUUCAAUGCUUCACUUCAGCUAUAAGGUGAAGGUGGUGGGAGAUGGGAAGUAUGGAGCCGUCUCUUCCAAUGGGAACUGGACAGGAAUGAUUGGAGAGAUUCUGAGACAGGAAGCAGACAUAGCAGUGGCACCCUUGACAGUCACAUCAGCAAGGGAAGAGGUAAUCUCCUUCACUACGCCAUUCCUGCAGACUGGCAUUGGAAUCUUGCUUCGAAAGGACACCAUCUCUCAGGAGAUGUCUUUCUUCCACUUCCUGGCUCCUUUCAGUAAGGAGACCUGGACUGGCCUCCUAUUUGCUUAUGUGCUGACGUGUGUCUGCCUCUUCCUUGUUGCCAGGCUGAGCCCUUAUGAAUGGAAUGAGCCAAAGAAUGAAGAGAAUCACUUCACCUUUUUAAACAGCCUCUGGUUUGGAGCAGGAGCGCUCACGUUGCAAGGUGUCACCCCUCGGCCCAAGGCGUUCUCUGUGCGGGUCAUCGCUGCCAUCUGGUGGCUCUUCACCAUAGCUUUGCUGGCUGCUUACAUCGCCAACUUCACCGCGCUCUUGAGCUCUGGCAGCGAGCAGCUCCCGAUCCAGACUUUUGAAGAUCUUGUGAAGCAAAGGAAGCUCGAGUUUGGGACACUGGAUGGCUCCUCCACUUUCUACUUCUUUAAGAACUCCAAGAAUCCCAUCCAUCAGAUGAUCUAUGAAUAUAUGGACAAGAAACGAGACCACGUUUUAGUCAAAACCUACCAGGAAGCAGUUCAACGUGUGAUGGAAUCCAAUUAUGCCUUCAUUGGUGAAUCCAUCUCUCAAGACCUUGCAGCCGCCAGGCACUGCAAUUUGAUCAGAGCCCCUGAAGUUAUUGGAGCCAGAGGAUUUGGCAUUGCCACUGCCCAGGCAUCCCCGUGGACUAAGAAGCUGUCAGUUGCUGUCCUCAAACUGCGCGAAUCGGGUGAUCUUGACUAUUUGCGUAACAAAUGGUGGGAGUCCAGCUGCCUUCACCAAAGCAGAGACAGAUGGAGCCCCCUGCAGCCCCAGGCUCUGGGUGGGCUCUUUCUUACUCUUGCAAUUGGCCUUGCAUUAGGAGUGAUUGCAGCUAUGGUGGAGCUGUCAAAUAAGAGCAGACAUGCUGCUGGACAUGUCAAGAAAUCUUGUUGCUCCAUUUUCACAGAAGAAAUGUGCACUCGUCUACGUAUAAAAGAAAAUACAAGACAAACCCAGGAGACUUCAGGGAGGGCUAAUGCUUAACAAAAAUUCUUAAGGAAUGGGCAUAUAUUGUGGUUCUACCAUCUAUAUGUCAUAGGAGCUACAUCACUGUAGGAAGAUAUUUUUCUGCAAGAGUAGAGUGUUAGUUUCCUAAUUACAAACACAGUACUUCUGGAUUGAUGGUGGAGCUGGUUAUAGAAAACCAAGCAGCUUGGAAGAAUUUAAAUUGAUAAGAGGGAGAGUGCAACUGCUAAAAUUGAGGGAGGUUAAGAUGGGUGAUCACAUCUAUAUUUAAUUUAGAAGUUUACCAUGUAAGUGCAGAAAUGCCUGCAGGAGUAAGUGACUUGGGAUAGGUUAAUAUGAAGCCUCUGCAUACUAAUUAUAGAAUGAGGUGCAAUCUUGAAAAUUAAAGCUUUUAUCUGACUCUUCUAAUCAAGAAUAACUGCUUAAGAUUUUAAUUUUAAAUAGAAUGUAUUUUUGCCUCCUUCUAGGCAAAUGAUAGUGAUCAGUGUGAAAGUAAUUUCUGAAUCAGAAAGGACAUUACUGAUGCAUCCAUCCCAAUAAUGCAGGAUUUAACUGUAUUCUACACAAAGGCCUAAAAUCUGAGAAAGGGAAGCCUUACAGUUAAGGAACUAGAUUUAAGAAAAGUCUGUUUUCCAUCAGAAGAUAUGUUUCCUUGUUUAGCUACAGAGGACAGUUUGUCUAGUUAACUUGACUAGGAACUAUUUAGGAAUAAGAUUCAUACUUUAAAUCCAAGAGCAAUAGAACAUGAACACUGGCAAACAAAAUCAAUUAAAGUAGAAAUUCAGUAGGCAAGGGUGAGUAAUGGGCAUUUUUUGUUAUUUUCUUGCUGUCAGAGUAGAAUCUUUGAAGUUAUGGGGAACGGUUACUUUGGUUACAUAUUAAAUAGUUUUCUAAUUAAGUUGUUUUUCAUUUCAGAGGUGGAAUGGCUGAUGCACGCACAGGCAGUUUUGCAAAUUCAGGGUUAAAUAACUGCAUUUACGUACUGCGCAGCUGAUGGAGCAGGGCACAAAUUCAGUUCCUUAGAAGUGGUUUUAACUGCACUGCAUGAACACAGAGACUAAUUCCUCUCUGUUCCAGCAUUAAAUAACAGAAAUUAACAUGUCUGUGACAGGGAUAGAGCUGGUUGUUCCUGAAUAAAGUGUUCAGAUUCACUCUGAAUGCAAUGCAGACUUAAACUUCUGAUUACUGCUAAGUAAUUUAGUAUGGAUGCAGCCUGCCUCUCCUCCUCCUCAGCUUGUUAAUAACAGUGGAAGCAGUAGGAGUUAAGAGUUCUUUAACUGUUGGUAGUGCUGUUCAGUUAUCUACUGUGUGCUCUCACAUUGUGACAGUUCUGUUUUAAAUGCAGCUGACAUAAAGUUCGUUAGAUUAGGAGGUGGAUCAGUCCCUCGACCAAAUUAACUGCAAAGAGCAUGAGACUGUUUAGGUAAGUUUAAAAGCUGACAUGGAAAAAUACAAUGUCAGGUUGACUUAGCACUUUAAAAACUAUUUGGUAUGUGCCAUGUCACUGCUGGCAGAGUAGGCAGAGAUGUAUAAAAAAAGUUUCAUUGACAUUUAAAUAUAUUUCUAUAUGAAUGUCUCACAGAACAAAAAAAUAAAGUCUUUUCAUCACAAAUACUGAAUCAUUAAAAUAAACACUUACCAAAAUAAACAAUGAGUGAUAUACAUAUA
Messenger RNA from Tympanuchus pallidicinctus (lesser prairie-chicken), 6607 nucleotides. Its product is annotated as probable glutamate receptor. Gene Ontology annotation, biological process: monoatomic ion transport; modulation of chemical synaptic transmission; synaptic transmission, glutamatergic. Bases 3494 to 4957 code for a protein of 487 amino acids. The record is from RefSeq and is a predicted model, not a curated record. Lineage: Eukaryota; Metazoa; Chordata; Aves; Galliformes; Phasianidae. The transcript has 11 exons. Gene Ontology annotation, cellular component: dendritic spine; AMPA glutamate receptor complex; postsynaptic membrane. Gene Ontology annotation, molecular function: AMPA glutamate receptor activity; transmitter-gated monoatomic ion channel activity involved in regulation of postsynaptic membrane potential.